AAAUUUGAAAAAAAUGUAGAUAUAAUUUUUCUGCCAUAUUGCCCAGCCCUAAAGAGUUUCCCUGUGUGGUUAGGUGCACAGGGAGCUUAGUUGGGCUGUUGGCUGGUAAUGGACAACAUGUUUAUCUGUGAAAGCCAUAUAUAGAGUGCUGUCUAUUAGUCGCUCUAUGAACUGCCAAUUUCCAACUCUUAAUUUAAUCUGUGCCCUUCGAUUGGCUCAUAAAUAUACUUUCUCUCACCUCCCUUCAUUCUACCCUCCAGUUGUUUAUUUACGUUCUGUUCCGCUUUCCUUCUCUAACCCACUCCUCCCCUCUGCCACCCCUCCUUCUGCCUCACUCUCUCCCCUCCCCGCCCUCUGUGGAAAGAAAAAGAACACUGCUUACUGACUGCGUGUAUCUGCCUGCUUGCAAACACUAUGUCAGCAUGCAGUCAUAGUGACAUCAUGUGACCUGGAACAAAUCAGAGCCCUGCUUACUCUGUCAGACAUGCAUCUGCCCGCAGCUUUAUCCAAUCAGGGCAGCUGUUGUUGCUUGUCACAUAGGCUUGUGCUGCCUUUUUUUUUUUGUAAGAAAGUCUGUACUUCCUGUAAGAGAGAGAAGGAUCCUGGAUUAACUUUGCCUGUGUAUGCUGCUGCUCAGCUGAUGUAGAACAUACAUGUACCAGACAAGUUUGGUGUGGUUUCUGCUGGCAGUCUGGAAGAGUGGAGAGCACAAGAACAGCCGUGUGUUUGAGUAGCGGAGGAGAGAGGAGCUUUAGGGUCAGCUUUGGCCUGUGCAGUCUGACGAGGCAUGUCCCUCAGAGCUCGGCAUCCUGAGGCAGAGACAGGAUUUGUUCCAAGUGUCCAAGACUUUGAUAAGAAACUUGCAGAGGCUGACGCAUACCUACAAAUUCUAAUUAAUCAGUUAAAGCUCUUCGACGAGAAAAUCAAAGAUUGCAAAGAAGAGUCAUGUAGAAAAAUUGAAAAUUUGAAGGAAACCACAUGUAGUAUGGUAGAGUCCAUCAAGCACUGUAUUGUAUUGCUGCAGAUUGCCAAGGAUCAAAGUAACGAACAGCAACACGCAAACGGACUGAUAAGCACCAUCAACCCAGUGGAUGGGAUAUUUCACCCUCUGGACGCUUCUUUAGUCAACUUAGCCAUGCCAACACAGACCACACUCCCCACAGAUGGCUCUCAGAUGUGUAAAGGAGAACAGCGGCCCUCCACUCUACCGGUGGGGGCUGUUGUCACGGUGAUGGGCAGUCUGCAGACUCCGACUCCCAACAGCACAGGGAGUGGCCCCUCGGUCCCCAGCAGCAGCGGUGCCUCCCCCAGUCACAUGACAAUCCCCUCCAACUCGGUCCCUGACUUCUCCUACUCCAGCAGCGAAGAUGAAUUCUACGACGCUGACGAGUUCUACCAGAACAGCACGUCUCCCAAGCACCUUCUAGAUUCCUCUAGGCCUCCUGCUGCCUUGCCUCACAGCGAUGACGGAACAGUGCUGAAACGUCCAGACACUAACGAGUCCCUCAACUCCUCCAUGUCUAACGGCACCACUGAUGCAGAUCAAUUUGACAGCCAUGAUGACGAGGCGGAGGAUCAGGGGGAGUCUGUGGAGGAGCACAAGAGUGUCAUCAUGCACCUGCUGUCCCAGGUGCGACUGGGCAUGGACCUCACCAAGGUGGUCCUGCCCACAUUUAUCUUGGAGAGGAGGUCUUUGCUGGAGAUGUAUGCUGACUUUUUUGCACAUCCGGAUUUGUUUGUCAGUAUCGCAGAUCAGCUGGAGCCCAAGGAGCGGAUGGUACAGGUGGUGAAGUGGUACAUGUCAGCCUUCCAUGCAGGGAGGAAAAGCUCAGUGGCCAAGAAGCCGUACAACCCCAUCCUGGGAGAGGUCUUCUUCUGCCACUGGGACCUGCCUUCAGAGAGUGAGGAGCCCACUGCAAUGGAGCCAUCGUCAGAGGGUCCAGUGCCAUGGUCUUCAGCCAACAGUGUGUCUUUUGUAGCAGAGCAGGUCUCUCAUCACCCCCCCAUUUCUGCAUUCUACGCAGAGUGUCUCAGCAAAAAGAUUCAGUUCAACGCCCACAUUUGGACCAAGUCAAAGUUCUUAGGAAUGUCAAUUGGAGUGCACAAUAUUGGCCAGGGCUGUGUGUCCUGUCUGGAACAUGACGAGCACUACAUACUCACCUUUCCCAAUGGAUAUGGCAGGUCGAUCCUGACCGUCCCAUGGGUGGAGUUGGGUGGAGAGUGUAACAUCAACUGCUCCAAAACGGGCUACAGUGCCAGCAUUGUGUUUCACACUAAGCCCUUCUACGGUGGAAAGAAGCACAGGAUCACCGCUGAGAUCUUUCCUCCCAAUGACAAGAAGUCAUUCUGCUCCAUUGAAGGAGAGUGGAAUGGAGUGAUGUAUGCUAAGUGGGCAUCUGGGGAAAACUCCUUGUUCAUUGACACAAAGAAAAUGGGCUGUAUCAAGAAGAAGGUGAGGAAGUUGGAGGACCAGCUGGAGUAUGAGUCGCGCAGCCUUUGGAAGGAUGUGACGGUCAGCCUAAAGUCGAGAGACAUCGAUGCAGCAACGGAAGCCAAGCACAGGCUGGAGGAGAAGCAAAGGGGCGAGGCCAGGGAGAGGAAGGAGAAUGAAAUGCAGUGGGAAACUAGGUUGUUCCAUGAGGAUGGGGAGUGCUGGGUCUACGAUGAGCCUCUACUGAAAAGAACUGGAUCACAGAGGCACUGAGGCCACAGAUGCAGAUCUCUGAGUCUUAAUAAGAACUCUUUUGCAAACCACUUCUUAUCCAAGCCUUGGAAUGACUGAUGAUUGAACAUGAUCACAGCUUUGCAUUUUCGAAGAUAAAAUUUAAUGAAAUCAAGAAGAAACAUCUACAAUAUAAAAAAUAAUAACCCUUGUUUCGCCAACCCCACAUCCACCACCUCCACCUCUCCAUCCCCUGAACGACUAAAAAAAGCAUGACAAAGACAGUACCAAUGCCCUUAGGCUACACAAACAAGCCCUCACAAUCUGGCAGGAGGAUCCCUCAAGGGUCUGUCCUUUUCCUUGAGGGGAAGGGAGUUUGGAUUGAAAAAACCUUGAAAAACAGCGUUCUGUAUCUCAGGGAAGCUGGUGACUGAGGAAUGAAUGGUGUAUCUCCAGGAGUUAGACGGCCUUAUAGUGGAAUCACAAGGGGGACAACCUGGCUUGCCUACAAUUAGCUACAGCUGUUUAUAUAUAGAUACUUAUGAUGAAUAUAUAUUCUCUUUUUGUAUUUUAUUUAUCUUUCUGGCAGUACUAAAUAUUUGAGGAUUUGAACUCUAUGGCAAUAAAUCAGGAACCAUUCCUUUUCUUUUCUACAUUUGUCCCCUCUCAAGUUCGUUGACAUUCUCUCCCCAUGUACUAACUCCAUCUAGUGCAGCGGUGUCAAACUCAUUUUGCCCCGGGGGCCGCAUUCUGUCUUCAACGAGGUCCAGAGGGUUAGCAUUGAAAAUUGGUUAUAUUUCCUCACCGGAUGUUUGACACCCCUGGACUAGUGUAUGUUUAUCUGCUCAAGAUAACCAGAAGAAGAACCCAAGAAGUCUGCAUUUGUAAGAUAGACAGUAGGUGGAGUCGAGGAAGAGGACUUGUCUCCAUGUUGUGACCAAAACCAUUUGUAGCGAUAUAGAGCACAUUCCUGCUGAAUACAUGCACGCAAUGAUUGCCUGUGGUGAAAAACUCAACAAGUUCACUUAACCGAAUUGUAUAGGUGGAGUAUCACCCUUUUCUUUCUAAAGUAGGUAAAUACUGUAUCGUCUAAUAUAAUAGAAUUUACAGAGGUUACAAACUCAAGCCAUUUUUUGUUCUUCAUGUUAUGUCUUUGUAAAUUAAUAUUGAAUCGAGGCCUUUCCAUACAUUUCAGUAUCACUUCAAAAGAGCAAUCGGAACAAAAUGUAUUUUUUAUUUCCUUUGAAUCAUAACGAUUGAUUGUAUCAGAUUUUCAUGUUUAUUGAUGCAUAAUAUUAAAUCUCCAUGAGUUUA
Messenger RNA from Coregonus clupeaformis (lake whitefish), 3976 nucleotides. Its product is annotated as oxysterol-binding protein-related protein 9. Gene Ontology annotation, cellular component: membrane; cytosol; intracellular membrane-bounded organelle. Bases 788 to 2704 code for a protein of 638 amino acids. Gene Ontology annotation, molecular function: sterol binding. The record is from RefSeq and is a predicted model, not a curated record. The transcript is spliced from 21 exons. Lineage: Eukaryota; Metazoa; Chordata; Actinopteri; Salmoniformes; Salmonidae.